Molecule: messenger RNA, 1959 nt
Organism: Arachis duranensis
Lineage: Eukaryota; Viridiplantae; Streptophyta; Magnoliopsida; Fabales; Fabaceae
Product: transcription factor E2FB
Exons: 14
Coding region: 188-1579 (463 amino acids)
Biological process (GO): regulation of transcription by RNA polymerase II
Cellular component (GO): RNA polymerase II transcription regulator complex
Molecular function (GO): DNA-binding transcription factor activity, RNA polymerase II-specific; RNA polymerase II cis-regulatory region sequence-specific DNA binding; protein dimerization activity
Source: RefSeq, a predicted model, not a curated record
CUCCCUUACCCUCUCCCUUUCAUACGGGUUGCUUGCAUGCUUCCUUUCCCUCGUUUUCUGCUGUCUUUCUUUUUAUCUCCCGCUAUUUUUCCCCCUCAGUUCCCAUUUCGGCAUUUCCCAAAGACGCCCAGAUCUCCCCCCAUUCCCUUCUUUCCCUCCAAACCUUUCGAUCUAGCCGGCCUGGCUGAUGUCGGGCACCAGAGCUCCUCCCGCCGCUGCUAGCCCAUCGGAGCAGAUCAUGCGGCGCCAACUUCCCCUCUCCACCAUGAAGCCGCCCUUUGCCGCCUCCGUUGAUUACCACCGCUUUGCCCCCGACCACCUCCACCACAAUCGCCGAACUGUUGACCACGAACCCGAAGCCAUCGUUGUUAAGUCUUCCCAAUUGAAGCGGAAGAGUAACACAACAGAUUUUGAAGCUGAUUCUGGUGAUAGGGUGAAUCAUGUAUCCAUGGGAGCAGCUAAUAAUCCUUUUCAGACCCCUAAAUCUGGAAAAAUAGGGAAGGGUGGCAAAUCCUCCAGGCUUACCAAAUGCAACAGAUCUGGACCUCAAACCCCAGGUCCAAAUAUUGCAGGAUCUCCUUCAGGAAAUAAUCUCACUCCUGUUGGCCCAUGUCGCUAUGACAGCUCUUUAGGUCUGUUGACAAAGAAGUUCAUCAAUUUGAUCAAGCAAGCAGAGGAUGGUAUUCUUGAUUUGAAUAAAGCUGCUGACACAUUAGAGGUACAGAAGAGGAGAAUAUAUGACAUAACAAAUGUUCUCGAAGGGAUUGGCCUUAUAGAAAAGAAACUAAAAAACAGAAUUCAAUGGAAAGGACUUGAUGUUUCAAGACCAGGAGAGCCUGAAGAUAGUUUUUCUAGUUUACAGGCAGAAGUUGAAAACCUUACCAUGAAGGAGUGCCGGUUAGAUGAACAAAUAAGGGAGAUGCAAGAAAGACUAAGUGACCUUAGUGAAAAUGAAAAUAGUGAAAAAUUGCUUUUCGUCACUGAGGAAGAUAUAAAGAACUUGCCCUGCUUCCAGAAUGAAACCUUGAUUGCAAUUAAAGCUCCACAUGGCACCACUCUGGAGGUUUCAGAUCCUGAUGAGGCUGUUGAUUAUCCCCAGAGGAGAUACAGGAUAGUCCUGAGAAGCACCAUGGGCCCAAUAGAUGUUUACCUUGUUAGUCAGUUUGAAGAGAAGUUUGAGGAGAUUAAUGGUGCAGAUGUUGCACCCGAAUUUCAACCGACUCCAGAAUUUAAAAACCAUGAACCAACUGUGGUUGUAGAGGAUAACGGGAGAGACAUUGCAGUGCAGGGACAAGAUGGUCAAAUACCUAGUUCUGAUUUUACUUCUACACAAGACUUUGUGAGUGGGAUCGUGAAAAUUGUUCCUUCAGAUGUUGAUAGCCAUGCUGACUACUGGCUUUUAUCAGAUGCUGAUGUUAGCAUAACAGACAUGUGGAGAACAGAAUCUGGUGUCCAAUGGAAUGAACUGGGUACUCUUCAAGAUGAUUUUUGUACAACUCGCGAGCAUGCUAUAACUCUAACACAUACUUCGAAUGUAAAUGAAGCAUCUACUGCAGCAUCAAACCCUGCUGGGGGCUGAAGCCUCAAAAGGAUAUGUUGUGAAUCUAAAGGGACUGUGUUCUUUGUUUCCGUUGUGAACCUAUGACAUCCAGCUAUCUCUAUCCUCUUCAACAUGGCCCUGGAAGUUGGAUUGUAGGAUCCAAUGAAGAUUUUUCUCCGAGUUUCUCUCCAAGUUCAUCCCAGGAAUUGAGUUCACACGGGCUCAUUGUACAGUUAAUAUUACAUAUUCUAAACGGCCAUGUUCAACAAAACAAGAAAAGAGGUCAUGAGGUGUUUCCAAAACCCACCCUUGUAUUUUAUUGUAAGCAUUGAUUAGGGGGGUAAAUGGCUUUGUAGUUUGUAUCGUCUAAUGUUUGGUUAGCAAUAUAAUCACACUCCGAGGUACAGAUUCAAAUGUAA